AUGCCGCCUAAAAAAAUUGACGAGAGAGUUUUACUCGACAAAUACGAGAGUCUAAACGAACGCAUCGUUUCUUUAAUCAAUUCGGCUCAGAUUAAAAUAGACGAAAAAUGCAAGCCGACUACGGCUAAGAUCCUCGCGUCCGCCAUUCUCAAACUGGCCAAGGAACUGGAAGAAGCCUUUUCCGAGUGGAUUUCUGCCACGUCCACAUCAGACGAGACACUCGCAGCGGCAAGGAAGAUCCGCAACACUUCUGCUAUGAAGACGGACGAGAUUCUUGUCGAACUUCAAAUUGCCGCAGGUCCUCUCGACAUCGAAACGAAGCCUCAGAAACCUGACGUGGCCAAACUUCCAAAAGUCGAAUUCCGUUCAUUCGACACAGGUAAAUCUAACCCCAAGUUGUGGUUCGAACAACUGGAGGUGAUCCUCAAAACGAUGGCCAUCACGUCUCAGGAACAAAGGUUUGCUUCUUUAUUACGCCUCGUUGAUGAAUCUACGUCUUCUCUCUUGAGCUCCAUUACGAGAUCGAAUUCACCGUUUCCCUAUAAAGAAGCGAGGGAGCUGCUCAUUAAGGAAUUUUCGUUAUCGAAGUAUGACCGAGUUAGAUCUUACUUCGAAGCAUCACCAGCUGAUGACGAAAAACUAACCAUCUUCGCCUCUAGAGUGGAAGUAUUGGUGGAAGACAUUUCGAUGGACGACGUUCGUAAAUUUUGCCUCCUUCGCCAUGCCCCUGCGCAGGUUCGCCUCCAGCUAUCGGGCAAAGGUUUCGAAACCCUGUCUCUUGGCGAUCUCCUCAUGGAAGCGGAUACGCUCUCCCAGCGUGCGAAGUUGGACGCCCAAUUGGUUGCCGCCAUCCAUCCCAAGCAAAAGGGCAAAGGUAAAUUUAACAAAAAGCAGUGUGGCUUUCAUCGUAAGUUCGGGAGAGAAGCAAAGAGUUGUACAGGACCGGAAAAAUGCUCUUUUUGGUCGGAAAACUUACGUUUCGUAGGCGAUCGUCCCGAUGACAAGGGAAACGAUCCCGGCUCGUCCUUAAGAGGGUAG
Messenger RNA from Paramuricea clavata, 1038 nucleotides. The record is from the annotation of a GenBank genome assembly. Lineage: Eukaryota; Metazoa; Cnidaria; Anthozoa; Malacalcyonacea; Plexauridae.